Messenger RNA from Eptesicus fuscus (big brown bat), 1595 nucleotides. RefSeq names its product olfactory receptor 7A17-like. Gene Ontology annotation, biological process: G protein-coupled receptor signaling pathway. NCBI's taxonomy places the organism in Eukaryota, Metazoa, Chordata, Mammalia, Chiroptera, Vespertilionidae. The coding region runs from base 88 to 1110 and encodes 340 amino acids. The transcript is spliced from 3 exons. Gene Ontology annotation, cellular component: membrane. Gene Ontology annotation, molecular function: olfactory receptor activity; G protein-coupled receptor activity. The record is from RefSeq and is a predicted model, not a curated record.
GCCAGCCAAGAAAAGUGUUGGGGCAUAAAGUUUAAACCACCAGCAGCAGAGUGAAGCAGCAGUCCUGAAAGCUCAUGGGCAUGCAGGAUGCAGGGGCAUCUAAUGCUCUCUACAGAAGUUGACUCAAGUUCCAACAUACAUUCAGGAACUCAACUCCACCACAUGGAACCUGUGAAUUUUACACAAAUUUCAGAGUUUGUUCUUCUGGGAUUUUCAGAGAAACCAGAACUGCAGCCCCUCAUAUUUGGACUUUUCCUCUCCAUGUACAUGAUCACUGUAUUUGGAAACCUGCUCAUCAUCCUGGCCGUCAGUUCCGACUCCCACCUCCACACACCCAUGUACUUCUUCCUCUCCAACCUGUCCUUGGUAGACAUCUGUUUCACAUCCACCACCGUCCCAAAGAUGCUGGUGAACAUCCAGACACAGAGCAAAGCCAUCACCUAUGCAGGAUGCAUCACCCAGAUGUAUUUUUAUAUACAUUUUGUUGGGUUGGAUAUUUUCCUUUUGACUGUGAUGGCCUAUGACCGGUUUGUGGCCAUCUGCCACCCCCUGCACUACACUGUCAUCAUGAACUCUCGGCUCUGUGGACUGCUGGUACUGAUAUGCUGGAUCAUGACUGUCCUGAAUUCCUUGCUACAAUGCUUAAUGACAUUACGACUGUCCUUCUGCAUGGACGUGGAAAUCCCUCACUUCUUCUGUGAACUCAAUCAGAUGAUCAAACUUGCCUGUUCUGACACAUUUCUAAAUAACAUGGUGACUUAUUUUUCAGCUCUUCUGCUUGGUGGUGGUCCUUUCGCUGGGAUUCUUUACUCAUAUUCUAAAAUAGUGUCCUGCAUACAUGGAAUGUCAUCUGCUCAAGGGAAGUAUAAAGCAUUUUCUGCUUGUGCGUCUCACCUCUCAGUUGUCUUCUUAUUUUAUUGUACAAUCCUAGGAGUGUACCUCAGCUCUGCUGCUACCCACAAUGGACACUCAAGUGCAACAGCCUCGGUGAUAUAUUCUGUGGUCACACCCAUGUUGAACCCCUUCAUCUAUAGUCUCAGGAACAAGGACAUUAAACAGGCUCUGAAAGCAUUCUUUGUGAAGGAAACUACAAACUGGCAGUUGUCCUAAUACUGAAGGUGUGCCCAUGAUGGCAGAAGUCAAAGGCUCAGAGUCAGAUACUGUGAUUACUUUCCUACGAUGAAAGUAGAACUUGCUUUUUCCAUUGAUUUCUUGGAAUUUCUAUUUCUCUGACCUCAUCUUCUCUAUUCAGUUUAUGUAACUCAAUUAAGUUUUCUGCUCUCUCAGAUAUCCAACAACUUAUCUCUUUGCUGUUUUCCUACUUUCCAAAAUUUAUUUCCUUAUGGAUCAGAUAUUUGGAAAAUCCCAUUUACCUAAUGGACAACAUGGAUUUUUUUUAGAAUAAUUUUUCUCAAAUGACAUACAUUAUAUUGCAUCAAAUAAUUUUUGUAACUAAAAGAAUCAUCCUGAAUGAUUUUCCUAUGGGGAAAAAAACUACAAUUAAUGAACCCCACUGGUGUUGCUCGGUGCUUGAGCCUCAACCCAUAAAUAUGCAUGUAUGCAGUACCUAUGGACACAUACAAUAGGGUGUCAAG